This is a messenger RNA of Oryzias melastigma (Indian medaka), 1294 nucleotides long. It is a transcript of the gene duoxa, whose product is annotated as dual oxidase 2. Bases 82 to 1164 code for a protein of 360 amino acids. Lineage: Eukaryota; Metazoa; Chordata; Actinopteri; Beloniformes; Adrianichthyidae. Gene Ontology annotation, biological process: protein transport. The transcript has 7 exons. Gene Ontology annotation, cellular component: endoplasmic reticulum membrane. The record is from RefSeq and is a predicted model, not a curated record.
CAAGUUGCAUGCCUUUUAGAUGCUAUCCUUGGAGUGGACAGCAGCUCCAGGCUGCUUUAGUUUGAUCUCGUGCCACGUUACAUGCAUGCAAUAUCCUUAUCAGUUCAGAGGACUAUCUCUGCAUCUGGGGGAAAACUGAGAUCCCGCCGCCUAACACUGCUUUCUCUGUUCCAGCUGUAUUCUCAGAUCAGACGCUAUAAGAUGACUUUCUACAACGACAUCUACCCCUUCUACCCUCUACAAAGGAUCUCCUUCAUCUUCAGUGGUCGCUUACUCACCAUUAUUCUAGUCUUCUUGGUGCUAGCGUCCAGUCUUCUCCUCAUUCUGCCGGGAAUACGGGGGAAGUCGAGAAUUUUCUGGAUGCUCAGGAUAAUCACCAGCCUGUUCAUCGGUGGGGUCAUAGUGGUGCUCAACUUCACUGACAACUGGGCUGAAGCCAGAAUGACCACAAACGCCACCUACAAGUCUUUCAGCAGCGUGGUGAUUAAUGCUGAGGUCGGCCUGCAUGUCGGUCUGUACGGCAUUAAUGUGACACUGAAAGGGAAUCCUGUCGUGCAGUUCAAUGAAACCAUCAACUACAACGAGAUGUUCAGCUGGCAAGACCUAACCGAAGAAGAGUAUGAGGAAGCUCUGGAGAAAGGCUUACCCAAUCCCAUCCUCUACAUUGUUGAAAAGUUCACCCUCCACAGUCCGUGUGGUCUGAUCUUCCAGUACAGAUACUCAGGGAGAUUUGCCUCUGCAACACUUUGGACUGCGUUUUGCAGCUGGUUGCUCUCCAACAUCCUCUUCUCCAUGCCCGUCAUUUUGUACGCCGGUUACAUGAUGAUAGUCACUGCUGGCUUCAUUUUCUUCUCCAUGGCCUCCUUCUCCACCAUCAUGAACGUGCCUCAGUGCGUUUUCGCCAUCGGAACGGACUCCGUUUUGACAGAAUACAGCCAUUCGUUCUGGUUGGCGCUCGCUACCGGAGUUCUGUGCACCGUCAUCGGAACCGUCGUGGUGACGCUGAACUUCCUGAUACCAGAGAAGAUGAAGACGGCGUUCAGCGUUGGUGUCGACGGCUGUGAGGAUGAGGACAUUUUUUACGGGGAAGGAUACCUAAACUCCGUUUUUCUUGACGGGGCGCAUUCUCCUCUGUCUUUAAGAGUUAAAGAAGAUCAUUUAUGAAGUUGCCAGGAUUUUUUUUUCUCACAAAUUAUACUUGAAGAUUUUGUUUGCUGAAUGUGUUAUAGAGUCUAACUGCCUAUGUGAGCCGAAGUGUUAUAAACUGUUUUUUUUUGUCAGGGUGCUGUGGUUG